This is a messenger RNA of Plasmodium gaboni, 4110 nucleotides long. Its product is annotated as putative exonuclease I. The record is from RefSeq and is a predicted model, not a curated record. Gene Ontology annotation, molecular function: 5'-flap endonuclease activity; metal ion binding. The transcript has a single exon. NCBI's taxonomy places the organism in Eukaryota, Apicomplexa, Aconoidasida, Haemosporida, Plasmodiidae. The coding region runs from base 1 to 4110 and encodes 1369 amino acids.
AUGGGUAUAUCAAACUUGCUACAAUUUUUAAAGCCUAUAAUAAAGAACUCACAUAUCAGCAAAUAUGAAAAUGAAGUGGUUGGUGUGGAUAUAAUGUGCUGGAUACACCGUGGGUUAAUUAGUUGUGCUUAUGAUAUUGCCACUGAUCAAUAUAAUGAUAGUUAUUUAAGUUUUAUUGAGAAAAUGCUAGUACCAAUAUUUAAUCAUAAUAUAAAGGUGGUCUUUGUUUUUGAUGGAGAAGAAUUACCCGAGAAAAAAAAAGAAAAUAUGAUAAGAAAGAAUAGAAGAGAAAAAGCAAAAAUGGAAUUAAAAGAAAUAAUUAGCAAAGUAAAAAAUCCAAGAACUAAUGAAAUGGUUUUAAAGAAAUGUAUACAAGCUAUAAGUGUUUCUAAAGAAAUAAUUGAUAGUGUUAAAGAUUUUUGUAAAAAAAAAAAUAUUGAUUAUAUUAUUUCUCCUUAUGAAGCUGAUGCUCAAUUAUCUUAUUUAUGUAGGAUGGGAUUUAUAUCAUGUGCUAUUAGUGAAGAUAGUGAUUUAUUAGUUUAUGGUUGUCCUAGGGUGUUAUAUAAAUUAAAAAAUACUGGUGAGUGUAAUGAAAUUAGCUUAAUGCCUAUUAAUGAUCUUAUUGAUUGGAAUAUAAUCAAUAAAAUAAAGAAUCCAUUAUCUAACAGUAAUAAUGAAUUUUAUAUUACACCUAUUAAGAAAUUACAAAAUUCAGAUGAUAACGAUUCAGAUAUGUCAUUAGAUGAAGAAUCUUCCUCAGAAUUUAUAAAUAAUGAUGAAGAUAUUCCAAAUAAUAAUGAAUAUAUAAAUAUAUCAAAAAAAAAUAAAACUAUUGUAAAUAAUAACAAUAAGAAAAAAAAAAAAAAAAAAAAAUCAAAUAUAAAAAAAAAUGCGCAAAAAUCAAAAUGUGAUAAUAUAAUGAAACAAUAUAUUGAACACUUUCAUUGGCCUGAAGAAUUAUUUAAAUUACAAUAUUUUAAUAUAGAUAUGUUUUUAGCUAUGUGUGUUUUAAGUGGAUGUGAUUAUAGUAAUGAUUUCCAUAUAACUGGAAUGGGUAUUAAAACUGCAUAUAAUUUAAUAUUCCAACAUAAAAAUAUAGAAAAUAUUUUCCAUUUUCUUAUUUCGAAUGAUAGAUGGAGAAAUAAAAUACCAGAAAAUUUAAAUACAUUUGAUAAAUUAAUCAAUACAUAUCAAAAAAUUAAAAAUGCAUUUCUAAAUCAUCAAGUUUAUGAUUUUAUAUUACGUAAAAAUAUUCCAAUUAAUGAAUCUUUUAAAUCAUCUUUUAUGAAUAAAAAUAGUAAUACGCUUAUUCAACAAAUAACAGAAGCAUCUUUAUUAUAUGACCCCGUAUUAAAAAUUGAUAACUGUUUAAAUAAUUAUCCUGAAAUAAAUGACAUCCCAUUGAUUUCUUCGCACAUAAAGGAGGAUGAUUAUAACAAAGGUGGUAAUACAUACAACAAGUAUGAUAAUACAUACAACAAAUAUGAUAAUACAUACAACAAAGAUGAUAAUACAUACAACAAAUAUGAUAAUACAUACAACAAAUAUGAUAAUACAUACAACAAAUAUGAUAAUACAUACAACAAAUAUGAUAAUACAUACAACAAAAGUUGUGAUAAUUUUAAUACAAAUGAUGUUAAUUCUUCCUUUUUUAAUAACCAUCCAAUUUACACACAAUCAACUAAUUCAACAUCCUUUGAAAAUAUUUUUAAAGAUUUUACAUCUGAAUGUUUUGAGUAUCUAGAAAUUUGCCCUCCAGCAUUUAUGGAUCCUCAAAAUAAUAAUAUUCCAAAUAAUUGUAAAAGUGAAAAUUUUCAUAAAAAAAAUGAACAAAACAAUUUUGUGAAUUCAUCUUUUUAUAAUAUUAUAACACAAGAAGAAGUAAUUCAACAUACAGAUGAAUCUCGUCCAUUCACCCAUAAAGAUACUAACAUAUCAAACGAAAUAAAUGAAUAUGAUCAUAUCACUUCUAAUGUAACAUAUAAUGAAUAUAAAAACAAAACAAUACCAAAUUGUAAUGAAUAUAUUAAUAAAAGAAAAAUAAAUGAUUGUAUAACAUCAUUCAAUUUAAAAAAAAAAAAAAUGAAAACAACCUCAAUUCAUACCUCUCCCAGUAAUUCACAAGAUAAUUUAACAAUACAACAUAUAGAAACACUUGAUUGGAAUAAUAAAAAUGUUAAUGACAAGGAAAUAAAUAAUAAUAUAUAUGAAAAAAGUUCUACUUAUGAUGAAACCCUGAACUCUGAACGAGCGAAUGUACCUUCGAUGCCUGAUAAUAAUUAUCAAAUAUGCGAAAAAAAGGAUAACCUUUUGAAAAUCAAUAACAAUCCUUGCCAUACUAAUAAUAUAAUACAAACACAUAAUGAUCAUUAUAUAAACAAAACAUAUGACAAACAUGAUAAUAAUAAAGUUAAUAUAAAUAUAUGCGAUGAUAUAAGUACUACUAAUAAUGAUCAAAGUGAAAAAAUGGAUGAUGAAAAAAAUGAAUUUAUACAAAUAAAAAGUGCGAAAAAUAUUUAUGAAAAUAUGAAAAAAAACUUUUUACUUUUUAAAACAUUAGAUCAAGAUAUAAACACACCUAGUAAGUUUUUAAAUGUUAAAGGGCAAAUAAAUAUGCAGCAAGAUUGCAAACGAGAUAAUAAGGUGGCAUAUCUAAAAAGUUAUAAAAUGACAGAAGAGAAAAAUGAUAUAUGUGGUGAAAUAAAAGAGAACAUAUGUGAUGAAUUAAAAAAUGAUAUAUGCUGUGAAAUAAAAAGUGAUAUAUGUGAAGAAAUAAAAAAUAACAUAUGUGAAGAAAUAAAAAAUAACAUAUGUGAUGAAUUAAAAAAUAACAUAUGUGAUGAAUUAAAAAAUAACAUAUGUGAUGAAUUAAAAAAUAACAUAUGUGAUGAUUUAAAAAAUAACAUAUUUGAUGAAUGUCAUAAUAUAACAAAUAAUACACCCAAUCGUAUAACGAAGUGUAUACAAAAUAAAAUGACAAGCUUAUCACAAGUAAUAGAGGAAAAUUCUUUAAAUGAUAAAAAAACAAAGGAUACAAAUUUUAAUAAAGAUUUAUAUACAAAUAAAACAUACUCAAUUAAUAAACAUACUGAAAUUAAUUUACAAAUAAAUGAUAAAAAAAAAAAUGAUUUGUUAAGAAAUACUUUAGAAGAAAGUAGGAAAUCUUCCCUUACAUCUUAUAAAAAUAAAACUCCUUCAAAACAUGUUAAUUCUAAAAGCCAAUUAAGGAUUACUAAUUUUUUUAAAAGGAUAGAUAAAAAAACAAAUGAAAAUCAUAAUAUACAUAGUACACAAAAAAUACUUAAUGAUCAUAAUAAUAAUUGUAAUGAUAAUAUACAAAAUGACAAAUUUCAUACAAAUAUAUUUAUGAAUACACCACUAAACUAUUCUGUAGAAUAUUCUGAAGAAGAUUACAUAAACUCUUUUAAUGAUAACUAUUCAGAUAUAAAAAACUUUCAAAAAUUAAAAAAAAAAAAAAAAAGAAAUCUUAAAAAUACUCCUCAAAGUUAUAGUAUUAAAGAUCAUUUUGCCGUUUCUUUGCAAAGUCAAGAUAAAAAUGAUAAAUUAAGUUUUACAAAUCAUAAUAAUACCUUAGAAAAAGAUAUUUUAUUAAAUCAAGAUGAAAAACAAUUACAAUUUAAUCAUAAUUCAAUUAAUAAAGAAAAAAAUAAAAACAAUCAUUCACAAAUAUAUUCUUUAAUAAAUGAUGAUGAUGAUGGUGAUAAUCAUAAUAUAAUUACAAUAAAUAAUAAUAUAUCAAAUUUAAAUAUACAACAAAAUGAGCAACAAAUUUCAAAUCAUAAUACAAUCAUAAUCCGAUCAAAUAAUCAUCAACCAAAAAUUUCUAACGAAAAUGUAAAAUCUAAUAAUAUACUCACAGAACAUAAUACACAAAAUAAACACAACACUAUACUCAAAUCUACAGACAAAUUACAAUAUGAUAAUAUACAAAAAAAUAAAGAAACUUCACAAAAAAUUAAUGUGGAAUAUAUACUUCAAAAUCUUAAUUAUAACUAUCAGCCAAAAAAUCAAAAAAUUAAUACUUUUGAUUAUUUCAAGGAGAAGGAAAAUAUUAACCAUUGUAAUCCUUACAUUGAUCAUAAUUUAUAA